GUCUUCGGCUGCGCCCUCGUCUUCGCCGAGGAGCCCCCGGCCGCCGGCGGCGACUGCGAAAUAAAGACUGUUUAACGGGAUGCGCUGCGGGAGCCCCGGAGUGGCCCCGGGCGCCCCGUCGCGAUGCCCCAGUCGCGGCUCGGCCUGGCGCAGCGAGCGCCGCGGCGGCGGGUGAGCGGAGCCCCUUCCCCCUGCUGCGGCCCCCCCGGGACCCCCCGAGCCCCCCAGCGCCUCCCGGGCUGCCGGACUCCUCCUCCUCCUCCUCUUCCUCCUCCUCCUCGACGGCUGGGCCACGCCAUGGAGGGGGACAACAGGACGGCGACGUGGCACCGGGGGCUGCACGUGCUGCUGCGGGCCCUCAACCAGACGCUGCCCGGCACCGCGGGCUGCGGCCUCGAGUGCCCGGCGUCACACGGCACCGCCGCCGCCGCCCGCCCCGGCCGCCCGGGCCGCAACGACAACGCCUACAUGUACAUCCUCUUCGUCAUGACGCUCUUCGCCGCCACGGUGGGCAGCCUCAUCCUGGGCUACACCCGCUCGCGCAAGGUGGACAAGCGCAGCGAUCCCUACCACGUCUACAUCAAGAACCGCGUGUCCAUGAUCUGAGGGUUUCGGCACGGCACGGCGUCCCCGGCCCCGAGACCGCGCGGGACACGGUGCCCCGGGGGGUCCGGAGCAGCAGGAUGCACCGAUGCUCCGCUCGGGGCACCGAGGAUGCCGUGGGCUCCGUGGUACCCGAGGGCCGCGCCGGGUCCGGCUUCCCUUGCCGGGAAUUAAAGGAGGUGAUGGUU
Molecule: messenger RNA, 791 nt
Organism: Dromaius novaehollandiae (emu)
Lineage: Eukaryota; Metazoa; Chordata; Aves; Casuariiformes; Dromaiidae
Gene: KCNE3
Product: potassium voltage-gated channel subfamily E regulatory subunit 3
Exons: 3
Coding region: 124-606 (160 amino acids)
Biological process (GO): ventricular cardiac muscle cell action potential; membrane repolarization during action potential; potassium ion export across plasma membrane
Cellular component (GO): membrane
Molecular function (GO): delayed rectifier potassium channel activity; voltage-gated potassium channel activity involved in ventricular cardiac muscle cell action potential repolarization; transmembrane transporter binding
Source: RefSeq, a predicted model, not a curated record